AUGGCUUUACAACCCAAUCUUCGACCUCUGAUUAUCGCUGGAUCUGCUCAUGCUCCACACACGCUCGAUAUAUUCUUGGACUAUACUGUUCUUGUACCCCUUUGCGCUGAUGGUGGGAAGUAUGGCGAUAAAGUCAAAGUAAUUUUCAGGCCGCAGGUGCAGCCUUGGCACGCUUCUUCAACUUUUGUACAUGAAGCUGGAUUAGCAGUCGCCCGUGUCGCGCCCCAACAAUUCUGGCCUUUUGCUUUGGCGCUUUUCAAGCAGCAAGGAGAAUAUUUUGAUAUACCAACCUCCACCAUCACGCCUCUCGAGGUUCGCACUAAACUCACCAAACUCGCCGAAAGUGUAAUCGGGAGCAGCUUGGCCAACGAUUUUAAAGAUCUUCUAGAACUUAAAGGCUCCCCGAACGGAGGAAACGCGGUGACUGAUGAUCUCAAGUACACCAUUAAAUUCUCGCGACAAAACAGCAUUCAUGUUUCUCCCACCGUUCUUUGGGAUGGAUUGGUUGCGAACGAAGUUUCUAGUAGCUGGGGUGAAAAGGAAUGGAACGAGUUCCUUGCUACGAAGGAUACAAUCUGGGAAGCCUUCUUAAUUUCCCCAAACCUUGGAAACUGGAUGGUGGAACGGGCGCAACCUAUCGAGGACUCCAAGGUCGAAGAGCCACAACAAAAUCUCUCCGAGGACUCUAGUCAAGAGUUAACAACAACAGCAGAUGAUUAUGCUGCGGAAGCAACGUCUCCCAUUGAUGAUAAUACGAAGGAAAAAGGUACUAUUAGAGAACGACAGGAGCCAUUAUACUCGACAUUUCCGAGGUCGCAGAAAAUGCUCAUAUUAAUCAUUGGCUCCUUCGCCGGCCUUGUUUCGCCGCUGACUGGGUCGAUCUACCUCCCGGCGUUGAACACAAUCGCCGCAGACCUCGGAGUGAGAACCUCACUGGUCAAUCUGACCAUCACCACCUACCAGAUCUUCCAAGGUCUGGCACCUUCAUUUAUGGCAAGCUUGGCUGAUACUCACGGACGCAGACCGACAUACCUGCUCGCAUUUUCCAUCUACAUAAUCGCAAAUCUGGCAUUGGCUUUACAAGACAGCUAUGCAGCACUGAUGGUUUUGCGUUGUCUACAAUCUGCGGGUAGCUCAGCUACUAUCGCACUAGGAAGCGCUGUUGUUGCCGAUAUGGUGACGAGAGCUGAACGGGGUUCUUGGGUUGGGUAUGCAGGAUUAGGAAUAAGCCUAGGUCCAGCAUUAGGACCAACGAUUGGCGGCCUGCUCAAUCAGUUCCUCGGAUGGCGUUCCAUCUUUUGGUUUCUUCUCAUCCUCGGAAGCGUGCUUCUGGUAAUCAUAUUCAUGUUCAUGCCUGAGACAGGCAGGGCGGUGGUGGGCAACGGGAGUGUGAAACCGGCAUGGUGGGACCUAAGUCUGGCUCAAUGGUUGCGUAUACGAAGUGGACAUCACUUUAAUGGUACAGAAGGCGUCGAAGAAGAUAUAUCAACUAUCAAUAAACCAAAAAAGCGCCUGAAUCCAAUCUCCUCGCUCCGUAUCCUCCUAGAACCCGAAGGAGGCAUCACGCUAGGUUUCGGCGCGAUUUUCUUUGCGGGCUAUUUCAUGGUGAUGACGACACUAUCGGAGCAGCUGACAGCACGUUUUGGCUUUUCAUCAGCCAUAGUGGGUCUCUGCUACCUCCCUCUAGGAUUCGGAUCAUUAUGCUCCCGUUGGACGAGUGGACUACUCUUCGAUUGGAACUUUCGGCGGCACGCACGCCUUUUGGGUGUCCCACUCGAUUUAUCUCGACAGCAGCAACUAGAAAUAUUCCCAAUUGAGCGAAUCAGGUUGGAAAUCUGUAUCCCUAUGAUUUAUAUUUCCUGCGGCACUCUUCUAGCAUACGCAUGGGCAAUGCAGACGAACGCGAGUUUGGCUGGGAUCGAGGUCUCCCUUUUCUUCCUAGGGUUGUUUUACUCGGGCGCGCAGCAGGGAUUGAAUACCCUGAUUGUGGACACACAUGCAGAUACUCCAGCUACGGCUACAGCGGCCAACAAUUUAUUUCGAUGUUUGAUGAGCUCGGGAGGUACCGCCAUAGCACCUUUGAUGAUUGAAAAGAUUGGGAUAGGUCUUAUGGGCGUCUUCGUUAGUGGGGUAUGGUUUGUGUUCAGCCCGUGUCUCUGGGCUGUGCUGCUGUAUGGAAAGCAGUGGAGGGAAAGUGAAAAAAUCAAGCACGAGAAAGAGAAUAGCAAUGGUCAGAAAGUUUGA
Molecule: messenger RNA, 2244 nt
Organism: Lentinula edodes (shiitake mushroom)
Lineage: Eukaryota; Fungi; Basidiomycota; Agaricomycetes; Agaricales; Omphalotaceae
Product: major facilitator superfamily domain-containing protein
Exons: 7
Coding region: 1-2244 (747 amino acids)
Biological process (GO): transmembrane transport
Molecular function (GO): transmembrane transporter activity
Source: RefSeq, a predicted model, not a curated record